ACUAACCAACCUCCAGUCUGGUCGGCUCCUGGCAGCGCCUGGGUUAAACUGCAAAAACAUGGCCCCCAUCAGCAGCAGCACACACGGCCUGGACAGAGUGGAUGAUUGCGGUGGGGUCAGACCUGACAGAAAGAUAAGAAAACCUCUGGUUGAGAAGAAAAGAAGGGCUCGCAUCAAUGAAAGUUUACAAGAACUCAGAGUCCUUAUCGCCGACGAAGAUUUACAGUCAAAGAUGGAGAAUGCCGAAGUGCUGGAGAUGACAGUGAAACGAGUGGAAGGCACUCUUCAAAGACGUGCUCAAGAAGCAGACGCUGUACACCGGGAGGCCUGUGAGCGUUUCGCUGCCGGAUACAUCCAGUGUAUGCACGACGUUCACACAUUUGUGUCCAACUACCCGGGGAUUGACCCAACAGUGGCAGCGGAGCUGUUGAAGCACCUUCUGGAGAGUAUGCCACUUAACAACAACGAGUACCACCGAGUGAUGCUCCCGGACAUCGUAGCGGACAGCCCUUGCUAUAGCAGCACUUGGUCCCUGUCUGAGAGCAUUCACACAGCCCUGGUGUCCCCGGCACCCUCCACCACUUCCAGCGACGACCUCUGCUCUGACCUGGAUGAGACCGACUCAGAGCAAAGCCAGGUUUCUUCUGAGGAGGAGGCAGACGGUCAAGAAGCGUUGCCCUGCCUAACUUGCUCUAAAGCUCUGUGGAGACCAUGGUAGACAAUUUAAGGUGGAAUAGGAGUUUGGGUUUUUUUGUCGAAACAAUAGCUUGGGUUAGAAAUAGGCCAACACUGCCUGAAUGGGCAUCAGAUAAACUCUUCGUAAAGAUAUUCUAAUAUAUCUUUACAGAGCUUAGUGACCUUGUUUGGGCCUGCUGACUUAUGUAAAUAUGUACUUGUUCAAUAUAACUGCUGUAUAGAAAGUAGACCCCCACCAGAAAUGCACUAAUAUGAGUGUGUGUAAAUUAUUUCCUAAUUAGGAUCUGUUGAAAAUUUUAUUUAUACAUGUCAGUUGACUGCUAGUAGGCUACCUCAUCUAAGUUAAGCUAAAACUUUUAAAUAAAUAUUUUAGGGGGAAAAAAAGACUUGUACUCCAUUUGUGCAGCAGACUCUUCAGGAGAAAAAAAACCUAAUUUCACACACAAGAAUCCCACUAACCACCCACCCACGGCUGUUUCCAAGAUAUUUGUUAUUACUCUGCAAUUGUGGACCAUUUGUGUGCACAGGCUCUCCAAGAUCCCUUAGCACGUCGUAGGCAUUUGUGAGGUGUGAAAUGAGUAAUCCACUCACUCCCUCCUUAUAUAGUCCUGGUUGAGAACUUGACAAAUGGAAUUUAUAACUCUGCUCGACUCGUUUUUUAAAUAACGUGGGCACAUAACCUGCACAGUCAUGACUCUGGAAUAAGUUUGGCUUUGUAUUGCGCUGUGAUAUCCACAAACAGUCAUCUUUUUCUUUCUUUCUUUCUUUUUGCAAGUUUGGAGUGGUGCACAAGCCUGUGGAAGUGAACAUAAUUUUAGGCCUGUGAAAUCUAAGCAUGUCAUCUCGUAGCAGUGGGUCAGGCUGCCAUUGCUGCUGACUUUCACAGCUCGCUUGAUGUCAGACAUCACUUCUGUGGUCUCAGUGAGAGCCACAAACAGUGUUCUGCUGCAUCUGCACCACCUAGCUCCUACUGCUAGGCAUGAAUAAGAAAAGCCAGCAAUCCUAAAACAAGUCUAUUCAUAUGCCACGUGAAGUGUGAGUCACGUCUUUACACCCCACCCCCGACUUAAUAGGGGACACUGGUGAAAUGAGAAGAAAAGGACUAAUACACUGUGCAUUGAAUAGUGGAGCAUUCUCCUAUUUAGCAGAUAGAGUAGUAAUUAUACAUCGAGGUAAUGCAAUCAGGUAAGAUUUCGAUCUGCUUUUGUUGUUCUUUGUAAUCCCCCUUGCUAGAAACAAGAUCGACACACUGUUAUAAUAAAUAUCAAACGGUGUUACCAUACGAUAAAGUUAGAAGGCCUAUAUUUUAAACUUUAAGCAUUGGUAUUUUUAUAGUUGUUUAUUUAUGUAAAAAGGUGAUAUUUCGUUUUAAACCCAGCUGUGACCACUUAAAUUAAUAACAAGCUUUCUCGAGUGCAAGAAAGCACAAGUAAAUUAUCAUAAUUCAAAUUAUAAACUACUAAAUGACGACCCAUACAUCCUUGUUUUGGUCCUAUUAUUUGCUAAACUUGAUGUAGUCCGCUGUGUUGUGACCAGACCGUAUUAAAAUAUCACCGUAUUAAAAUAUCACCGUAUUAAAAUAUCACCGAAGGUAUAGCUGUCCGGGGGGGGAUGUUCUUUCUUUUUCUUUUUUUUAAGCAUGUUCGCACCUCACGCUCAGUUUGAAGUAAGUAUGAAGGUGUGAACAAGGGUCGCUUUGAUCAGGAGGAUCUGCGCAGAAGUCUGUUGUUUCGGUGGUUGGACAGACAGACAUUUGCAUUGCGAAGGUAAAAGUGACGACAGAGAGAAGCAUGAGUCUUUUUACUUUAAAAUUUAAAUAUGUAUAAGACAGGCGGCAGCAGGGGCGUUCCCAGGAUUUUUAAAUGGUGUGGCACAAGGGGGAACCCAUAAUAAGGCAAAGAGGGGAGGGCACAGGUAGUCAGAUUAUUUAAUCAGAGUUAAAAAUCAGUGUAGGAAUAUGCUGUACAAAACAUGGGGCAUGAUUUCCAUCUGUCUGGUUACAGAUUUAUUAUGUUAAAGGUGAAUUUAUGCAACCUUAAACAUUUGUGUGUGUGUGUGGGAGGGGGAUCUAAAAGUUGUGAUCCGACUUAAGUAGCUUAACAGUGAAGAUAUAGUAUAACAAAAAUAUAGUUAACUAAAUGUGUUCAUUGUGUGGAAUGACACUUUGCAGAAUUAUAUUAAAGCCUUACUUAUUUUGCAGAUAAAUCAUAUGAAGUACAAGACAAAACAUUUGUAUCCAAAACAAAACUGUACUUUAUUCAAGUAAACAUAUCAGGUUACUUUGCUAUCCAUAUAUUCAUCCAGGGAUUUGGGGCACUAAGAUUAACAGAAUUGUAAUUAAACUGCAUUUAGGGCUCUGCAGACACUGUUGAGAAAAACUGUAACAAGCUAAGUUUAAGAUGUCGGAACAUUCUUUUUUUUCUUUUUUUUUUUCCAGUCUGCAGAAAUCAUCCCGUCUCUUCCUUAUUCGUCGUGUUGGACUGGCAAAGAAGGUGCACGACACACUUUGCUUUAAGUUAUGCAACAUUUUAUUUUGAGAAAAGUUAGCAAACAUAGUGGAAUCAUUUCCUUUAAAAAAUAAGAAAAACAAAAAUAAAAAUGUGUAUGUCAGUGUCUGUUUGAAGACCACCCCCCCCAAAAAAAAACUUGAACAAAAAAGUUCAAGUUCCCAAAGAGACUCAAACAACAGCGCGGGCUUCAAAGUGAAAAAACUCUUCAGCCACCUGACGUCCAAGCUGCUUUGUAACAGUGAAAUUACCCUAAAGUCAGCCUGAAGUGUUUGUUCUGAACAGUAACGAGCUUCAGUCUGUUCAGGAUGUUCCUCUCCUUGUUUAUGAUUGCAACAUCAGACCACGUCGAGCGUCAUGCAGCACACUUCAAAACUGGGGAAAACCACAAUAAUCUCUUUACAAUAACCACCCACCCUAAACAUGCAGCUCGGUACUUUUCAGUUUGUGAUGAGCGGCUUUCCUAGUGUUGAUUAUGUAAUUCACAUUUUCAAAAUAGAGCUUAUAAUAAAUAAUAUUAAUUCUUUUGGUCCAGUUUGCUUUUUAAACUUUUUUUUAAUACUAUAACUUAAAAACACAUUAACUCAUUUAUAGAGAAACAGUAUGUAAAAAUAUAGCCUAUACAUAUGCCUAGAGAGUGUUGCAAACACCAACACAAGCUUUGAAAUAUAUUAAAAAAAAGAAGAAAUCUUUAAAGUGAGUGUCACAGCUGAAAAACAAAAAUGCUGCAUUUCAUCAGAAACAGAUGAAAGGAAAUCUGCUGAAUGAAAAAAAAUAAAAAUCUAGAGCUGCUUUUAGUGACGUGUCACCAAA
Messenger RNA from Haplochromis burtoni (Burton's mouthbrooder), 4016 nucleotides. It is a transcript of the gene hes6, whose product is annotated as hes family bHLH transcription factor 6. NCBI's taxonomy places the organism in Eukaryota, Metazoa, Chordata, Actinopteri, Cichliformes, Cichlidae. Gene Ontology annotation, biological process: regulation of transcription by RNA polymerase II; regulation of neurogenesis; anterior/posterior pattern specification. The coding region runs from base 59 to 718 and encodes 219 amino acids. The record is from RefSeq and is a predicted model, not a curated record. The transcript has 4 exons. Gene Ontology annotation, cellular component: nucleus. Gene Ontology annotation, molecular function: RNA polymerase II cis-regulatory region sequence-specific DNA binding; protein dimerization activity; DNA-binding transcription factor activity, RNA polymerase II-specific.